CUUCAAGUCGUGACUGGUCCGCAGGAACGACUCGGAGCGCGCGCGGAAGCGAGCUUUGAAAGUUGACCGCAGCGCAGGCGUAGGAGUUUCGGGGCGACCAUGGUGGCGCUGCCGGACCUUGGGAGCGGCCUGCAGCCCUGGUGCCCGGUGGAUCUCAGCCCGGAAUGGGUGGACAUGGUUUGGGGACUGGACUUCACGGAGACCACGCCUCUGGAUCCCAGUAUAGAAGCAGAAAUUACAGAGACUGGAUUGGAUGCGUUUACAAAACUCUAUGAAAGUCUUUUCUACUUUGCCACUGAAGAACAUGGUUCCACAGAGAUCAUUUGGACCUUCUUCACUGAGAACAAUAUUUCUCACCAUGCGCUGGUGGCUUUGUUCUAUCACUUUGUUCAAACAGUCCAUAAGAAAAAUAUCAGUGUGCAACAUCGAGAAUAUGGUCUUCAUGCCGCUGGUCUUUAUUUCCUGCUCCUAGAAGUACCAGGCAGUGUCGCCAAUCAGAUUUUCCACCCAGUGAUGUUUGACAAAUGUAUACAGAUUCUAAAGAAGAGCUGGCCUCAGGAAUCUAACUUGAGUCGGAAAAGGAAAAAAGAACAGCCUAAGAACUCACAGGCUAAUCCAAGAGGGCAUAGAAAGAGAGGAAAGCCACCCAGGAAAGAAGAUAUUGAGAUGGACGAGAUUAUAGAAGAACAAGAAGACGAAGAGGACAUGUGUUUUUCCGCAUGGGACCUUUGUCAAAUUCGAAAAGCCAUCUCUCACCUUUUGAAGAAUUUUUUAAGGCUUCUGUCCAAGUUUUCCCUGAAAGAAAAGCCCCAGUGUGUACAGACCUGUAUAGAGGUCUUGGUGGCAUUAACUAAUUUUGAGCCAGUGCUUCAUGAAUUUAACGUUAUACAAGCCAGGGACAUUAACCAAGCAAAGUACAUACCAGAACUGGCUUAUCACGGAUUGUAUUUGCUGUGCUCCCCCAUUCAUGGAGAAGGAGACAAGGUUAUCGGUUCUGUUUUUCAUCAAAUGCUAAAUGUGAUACUGAUGUUAGAAGUAGGCGAAGGAUCCCAUCAUGCCCCCCUCGCCAUCACUUCACCAGUCAUCAGCAGCAGGAACCAGGCCAUCCAGUUCAUCAGUUCACUUGUGGACGAACUAAAGGAAAGUAUAUUUCCAGUUCUUCGUAUCUUACUCCAGCACAUCUGUGCCAAGGUGGUGGAUAAAUCAGAGUACCGGACCUGUACAGCCCAGGCCCUGGUACAGCUGCUCAGCAAGCUUCCUUGUGGGGAGUAUGCUGCGUUCAUUGCCUGGCUGUACAGAUAUUCACGAAGCUCCAAGAUCCCACACAGGGUCUUCACCCUUGACGUUGCCUUAGCUCUGCUGGAACUUCCAGAAAGAGAGGCGGACGGCACACUCUCCACGGAGCAGCAGAGGCUCCUAAAGCAUAAGUUCUUGGUGCAGGACAUUAUGUUCGACCGUUGUUUGGACAAGGCACCGACCGUCCGCAGCAAGGCGUUAUCCAGUUUUGCACAUUGCCUGGAGCUGUCUGUGAACAGUGCGUCGGAAAGCGUCCUAGAAUUCCUGAUUAACAGUCCUACAAUUUUACAAACAGAGAGCCACCCUGGUACUUUACUGAAAAACUCAUCAGCUUCUUCCUGUCAGAAGCAAACACUUAACCCUUCUGGAGACUCGGGGCUGAUCACUACAGAGGCCAGUGAGGAAACCAUUGGAUCUAGAGAAAGAUGUGUCAUGGCAAUGCUGAGGAAGAGAAUCAGGGAUGAGAAGACCAACGUUCGGAAGUCUGCCCUCCAGGUGCUGGUGAGCGUUUUGAAACACUGCAACAUCUCAGCUAUGAAAGAAGAGCUGUCCGUUCUUCAGGAGCAGUGUCGGGACCCCGCGGUGUCUGUCCGGAAGCAGGCCUUACAGUCUCUCACUGAACUCCUUAUGGCCCACCCGGGAUGCGUCCCCAUGCAGAAAGCCUGGCUGCGGGGGGCCGUGCCGGUGGUGAUGGACUGUGAGAGCACCGUGCAGGAGAAGGCCCUGGAGUGCCUGGACCAGCUCCUGUUGCAGAACGUUAAGCACUUCAGUAAGUUCCAUAGUGGAGAUGACGGCCAAGUGUUGGCUUGGGCACUGCUCGGUCUCCUUAGCACAGAAAGCCAGGAAUUGAGCCGCUAUUUAAACAAGGCUUUUUUUAUCUGGUCCAAGAAAGAUAAAUUCUCGUCUACUUUUAUAAAUAAUGUGAUAUCCCACACUGGCACGGAACAUUCUGCACCAGCCUGGAUGCUGCUGUCCAAGAUCGCCUGCACGUCCCCCAAGCUGGACUACACCAAAGUCAUGGAGUCCUGGGAGAGAAUCUGCAGUCAACAGAAUCCCAAUUCGGACACCGUAGGACAUAUUCUGUGUGUUAUUGGGCAUGUUGCAAAGCAUCUUCCAAAGAACACCCGGGACAAGGUGAUUGAUGUUGUCAAGUGUAAGCUGAAUGGAUUCCAGUGGUCUCUAGAGUUGAUCAGCUCCGCUGUCGAUACUUUGCAAAGACUGUGUAGAGCAUGUGCAGAGACACCUGCGGAGGAACAGGAGCUACUGAACCAGGUGUGCGGGGAUGUCCUCUCCACCUGUGUGCACUGCCUCUCCAACAUUGUACUGAAGGAAGAUGGUGCUGGGAAUGUGGAUGAAGACCUGUUGGUGAAGUAUAUUUUUACCUUAGGGGAUAUAGCCCAGCUCUGUCCUGCCAGAGUGGAGAAGCGAGCCUUCCUUCUGAUCCAGUCCAUUCUGGCUUCUUCUGCUGACGCGGAUCAUUUAGCCCCCUCUCAAGGCAGCAGCGAAGCCCCAGCCUCUCAGCCGCUCUCCCAGCUCAAAGGCUCUGUCAUGCCUUCUGUGAUUAGAGCGCACGCCAUCAUUACCCUUGGUAAGCUGUGCUUACAGCACGAGGAUCUGGCAAAGAAGAGCGUCCCGGCCCUGGUGAGGGAGCUGGAGGUGUGCGAAGACAUGGCCGUUCGCAACAACGUGGUCAUCGUCCUGUGUGACCUCUGCAUCCGGUACACUGUCAUGGUGGACAAGUACGUCCCCAAUAUCUCCAUGUGUCUGAAGGAUCCAGACCCGUUCAUCCGAAAGCAGACGCUCAUCUUGCUCACCAAUCUCUUGCAGGAAGAAUUUGUGAAAUGGAAGGGCUCUCUGUUCUUUCGAUUCGUCAGCACUUUGAUUGACCCACACCCAGACGUUGCCAGUUUCGGGGAGCUUUGCCUGGCUCACCUGUUACUGAAGAGGAACCCUGUCAUGUUCUUCCAACACUUCAUUGAGUGCAUUUUCCACUUCAAUAACUACGAGAAGCAUGAGAAGUACAACAAGUUCCCCCAGUCAGAGAGAGAGAAGCGGCUUUUUUCACUGAAGGGAAAGACAAACAAGGAAAAACGGAUGAAAAUCUACAAGUUUCUUCUAGAGCACUUCACAGAUGAACAGCGAUUCAAUAUCACUUCCAAAAUCUGCCUUAGCAUUUUGGCGUGCUUCGCCGAUGGCGUCCUGCCCCUGGACCUGGAAGCCAGUGACUUACUCUCAGAUACCUUCGAGGUCCUCAGCUCCAAGGAAAUCAAGCUUUUGGCCAUGAGAUCAAAACCAGAUAAGGACCUCCUGAUGGAAGAAGAUGACAUGGCCCUGGCGAACGUGGUCAUGGAGGAGGCCCAGAAGAAGCUCAUCUCCCAGGUUCAGAAGAGGAAUUUCAUAGAGAACAUCAUUCCAAUCAUCAUUUCCCUGAAGACCAUGCUGGAGAAGAAGAAGAUCCCAGCUCUGCGGGAGCUCAUGCACUAUCUCAGGGAGGUGAUGCAGGAUUAUCGGGAUGAGAUCAACGAUUUCUUUGCAGUCGACAAGCAGCUAGCGUCAGAACUCGAGUACGACAUGAAGAAGUACAGCGAACAGCUGGCCCAGGAGCAAGAGCUGGCAAGACAGGCAGAAGGGGACAGGGCGGCGGAAGGCGCUGCAGGGACCCCAGGCGUGCAGGUCGCACCAAGUUUAGAAAUAAUGCCAGCUCCCGAUGGCCAGCAGAAUGGCCCUGGGCCCCACGGUGUGGGCCAGGCUGCAGCUCACAAGUCAGGCCCUGGCCAGGCCCCGCUCCCACCCAUCUCACCCGAGACCGGGCAGGUGAAGAGGUUGAUGCCCAGAGCCAGGUCCAUGUCUCUGAGCACCAUUGCAAUCCUGAACUCGGUCAAGAAAGCCGUGGAAUCGAACCGCCGGCGCGGCCAUCGGAGCGUAGGCGUGCUGCCUUUCACGCUGAACCCCGACAGCCUGGACGGAACCCGGCGUCGGGCCUCUUCAUGUAGCUUGGAGCAGGAGUCCAGUGGAGGGGUGGACCCUGUGGCCAGAAGAGCCAUCAGCACCCCCGACAAGCCCAUCGCCGAGGUCACAUUUGAAGCAGGAGUCAGCUACAUCGGCACGCCUCGCACUCCUUUUCCAGUCAAAGAGAAAACUGGAGCCCAGGAUCAAGGAAAUGACAUUUUAUGUUUAUCGUUGCCUGAUAAACCGCCUCCGCAGCCUCAGCCGUGGAACGUGAAGUCUCCAGCCAGAAGCAAAGACAGCCUCGCCCCCAGCAGGAGGUCACUGAGGAAGAGCCCCCUGAAAACAGCCAACUGAAACGGGGCGCGUCAGGGAGCGUCUGGGCCGUGGGAGCCAGGACGGAGGUGUUCUGCCUGUGGAGAGGCAGCGCGCCGCCUCCCGCAGGCCCUGGGGGCGCUUCCCGGCGUCACACCCGCGCUCGUCCCUGUGAUUCUGGCACCCUCCCGCUGUGGGCCUGUGAGCUGCCCACCCCUGCAACGCCUUAUGAAAUAUACAGUAAAAAAACGUGCACGGUAAUAGAGAAAUGCCUUAGCUCUUCAGUGCUCUAACUUGGCUCCACAUGACAGUAUCCGGUCCAUUUUGGUGAUCUUUAAGGACCCAUUCUGGUCCCUAAGGAACACCACACAUUUGCUUUCUUUAACUGAAUGCUUUACAGUAGUUCCUCAUGUCUAAUGACAAGAUUUUGAUUGUAAUAUUUUUCUAUUAUUUAUGAACUGCACAUUCCUUUAAAAAGUGUACAGCUUUUUAAACAAUAAAAGAGGU
This is a messenger RNA of Artibeus jamaicensis (Jamaican fruit-eating bat), 5064 nucleotides long. RefSeq names its product non-SMC condensin II complex subunit D3 (gene NCAPD3). The transcript has 35 exons. Gene Ontology annotation, biological process: meiotic chromosome condensation; mitotic chromosome condensation. Gene Ontology annotation, cellular component: condensin complex; condensed chromosome, centromeric region. The record is from RefSeq and is a predicted model, not a curated record. Lineage: Eukaryota; Metazoa; Chordata; Mammalia; Chiroptera; Phyllostomidae. Gene Ontology annotation, molecular function: histone binding. The coding region runs from base 100 to 4599 and encodes 1499 amino acids.